AUGACCACGAUGAUCGCAGCUAGCUCCAUAGUGAAAGCCAACCUUCCUUGCUCGUCAAGGAUAUCCUCCAGCUCAGACUUCUCAUCUGGUCAUUCUUGGCGCCCAUUAGAGGCGGCAAAACAUUACCGGGCGCAUGGUGUGCGCUCGCUGCGGAUAACAUGUGCUGCCACUAAGACUGCGAAAUCUCCAGGUACUGUGAAUACGCUUGGCUCCUUUUACUUGAUAUGGAACUGUUCGUUACUCUGUUUAUGCAUGAUGCUAUCUUGGCAUGUUAACCCCCUUUUUUUUGCAGCUGAAGAAGAAUGGAAGAUCAAACGGCAACUCCUAGUAGAGAAGCGGGUACGUAGUGUUGAUGUGAAGGAAGCACUGCGCCUUCAAAACGAAAACAACUUUGUAAUUCUCGAUGUCAGACCAGAAGCAGAGUUCAAACAGGCUCACCCACCUGGUGCUGUUAAUGUACAAAUAUACAGAUUAAUAAAGGAGUGGACAGCAUGGGAUAUUGCAAGGAGGGCUGCAUUUGCUUUCUUUGGCAUAUUUGCAGGAACAGAAGAAAAUCCUGAGUUCAUAAAAAGCGUUGAAGAAAAACUUAAUAAAGAUUCAAAGAUAAUUGUAGCAUGUUCAGCAGGAGGAACAAUGAAGCCAACACAGAAUCUACCUGAUGGGAAGCAAUCUAGGUCUCUGAUAGCGGCGUACCUGCUGGUGCUAAACGGCUACAAGAACGUGUUCCAUCUGGACGGAGGCCUCUACACAUGGUUCAAGGAAGACCUGCCAUCUGAAGGAGAAGAAGAUUGA
Triticum turgidum subsp. durum (durum wheat) is the source of this 792-nucleotide messenger RNA. The record is from the annotation of a GenBank genome assembly. NCBI's taxonomy places the organism in Eukaryota, Viridiplantae, Streptophyta, Magnoliopsida, Poales, Poaceae.